UUCGCAUGAUUGUUAUCCAAAAUGGCGGACGCCGAAGAAAGUCUUUCACCUCUCCAUGGUAAAAAACCCUGUAGAGCUUGUACAAGUUUUAAAUCUUGGAUGAGAAGCCAAGUAAACAGUAAUCAGGAUGAGAAACAACAAAAAACAUCAGAAGUAAAAGCUGAAGAAAACAGCAAAGAAUGUCCAUUGGAUAGAGAAGAAUUAGGCCGCUCUACUUGGGGAUUUCUUCAUACAAUGGCAGCUUAUUAUCCUGAAAAACCAACUAACAGUCAGCAAAAAGACAUGGAACAAUUUAUUCAAAUCUUUUCACAGUUCUUUCCUUGUAAUGAAUGUUCUUCACAUCUUAGAGAGAAGAUUAAAGAAGAGCCACCAGAUACUCGUAACCAGCAAACCUUUUCUCAAUGGAUGUGUAGAAUACACAAUAAAGUAAACAGACAUAUAGGAAAACAGGAGUUUGACUGUUCUAAGGUUGAUGAAAGGUGGUUACAUGGAUGGAAAGAUGGAUCAUGUGAUUAGAUAGCUUUUUUUCAAUGAAAUUAUACAUUUGCAAUAAAAAUGAGUCAUUGUCUUAA
This is a messenger RNA of Actinia tenebrosa (Australian red waratah sea anemone), 572 nucleotides long. Its product is annotated as FAD-linked sulfhydryl oxidase ALR. Lineage: Eukaryota; Metazoa; Cnidaria; Anthozoa; Actiniaria; Actiniidae. Gene Ontology annotation, cellular component: mitochondrion. The record is from RefSeq and is a predicted model, not a curated record. Gene Ontology annotation, molecular function: flavin adenine dinucleotide binding; flavin-dependent sulfhydryl oxidase activity.